Molecule: messenger RNA, 1914 nt
Organism: Stylonychia lemnae
Lineage: Eukaryota; Ciliophora; Spirotrichea; Sporadotrichida; Oxytrichidae
Source: the annotation of a GenBank genome assembly
AUGGAAAAAAAGUCUAUCAACUCCUACUCAACUAUAGACUCGUACGCUGUUAAUCUCCAGAUUAAAAUUCGUUCAAGCGUUUGCAAAAAGCAAAAUCAUUCUCCUAGAUUAAAUAAUGCAAAUAUUAACUUGAUUAAACAUGACCCAGAGAAUGGGAACAACUAUAACUUUCUCAGAGAAAAAUUGAAGAUAAAAGAGUUCAAACGUAACACUGCACUUACUCUUAGCAAGUUUCAUUAGUCCUAACCUAAUCUAUUUUCUAAUCACUAUGAGGGUGAGAUUGAUGAUGAUAAUUUCUUCUAUGGUGGAAUGGGUAGUAAUCCUAAGCAAGAGGAAUAGAAAUAUCAAUUUGAUGAUGAAGGAAAUUUGAUGCUAAUUAGAAAACCCAAGAAAAAGGAGAUUUAAAAGAAGGUGUUUGAUCUAUCAACUAAAGAGUCUGCGAAUGAGACAUUUAAAUCUUAAACAUAGCCAUUUCUGCUGAGAAGGAAACUCAGGAAUAAUAAAGCUGGUAAUGCUACUCCCAGCACUAACACUUAAUCAGCCAAUGGUGGCAAUUAGUAUUUAUCUGAGACUGAUAUAUCGAAGAAAGCCCAAGAGUGCACUAAGAUAUUAGAAACUGAUGAUGUCCACGAGCGCAAGAGGAUUGAAAAGGAGAUUUGGAAUGAAACUAGAAGACUCUAGAGCCAGCUACAAGAAAUCAAAGAUAAAAGAAGGACUUUACUCUUUAGUAACAAUGAGAUUUACAUUAAGAUGGCUAAAAAUAAAGAAGAAAUGAAGAAAGAGGAGCGUAACUUCCAAAGAAGGAUAAAGGAGAGCAAAGGCAUUUUAGAAAAAAAACUUCAGAGCAAAAAUAAAUUAUCUCUGGGUGACUUUAUGAAAAUGAAUAUGGAAAAAGAUAGAGUAAACUAGAUGAGGGUAGAUAAGCUAAACCUAGAUAAGAGACUUAAUGAGCUGAAGGAGAUUAAUUGUGAAAAGAUUUACUAUAUCGAGGAGGAAAUGUCCAUAGUUAAGACAGAGUUGGCCUUUAUAAGAAAUAUAUAGAUAGAAUACUAUAGCAAGUUACUUAAACAAGGAAAUGACAUAAGAGGUAAGGGCCUUAUUUGGAUAAUAGAAACACUCUGGGACUUGGAAUAUAAGAUUGAUAAAUUGUAAUUACCAGAAAUACUUGAUGAAAGAUCGAAGGACUUUAUAUUAGAGAUCGCAACUAAGGACUAUGAGAUGGCAUAGAUUAAGACUGAGUAUCAGAAAUAUAAGCUGCAAUUGAAAAUGAUACUUGAGAACGAGAGUAAGUAAGGAUCAGCUGAGAAUAGAAAGACUUAGUCUAAAUUUCAAGAGAUAAUAAGAUAGAAAAACUAGAUACUUAACAACCUCUGGUGCGGGGGGAAAGUUGAAAAUAGAAAAAUAGAUCUUGAAAGAAUAAUUUCACCGAAGUCACCGUAGCAUAACAUAAGUCAAUCAUAUGAAAGCGAUGGAAUCUUUUGGGGUAAUAGACAUGAAAAAAAUGAGUCAUUAGAGGAAAAGUAGUCAGCCUUUGACUAAAAGCUUUUCCUUAAACUAUAGAAUGUAGUUACGAACAGCAGCCCAGGAGAUAGAUAAUUAAGUGAAAGUGACAUGUAUGAAUUAUAAAAUGCUAAUGUGAAAGUAAAAGAAUUUGAAGAUAAGCUAGGAAAGCUUAAUGAGGAAAUCAAGGAGAUGAAGCAAAGAGAGAUAGGAAGGAUAGUCAAGGACUGUAUUAAUGAAAAUUCCUAUAUAUCUAAAAGCCAAGUUAACAUCAAGAACUUAAUAUACAUGCUAUUUGGAGAGACUACAUAUGAGAUUGAAUUCUUUAGAUAAUUAAGACAUACAUAGGCUAACAGAGAAAGUGUACAAAAGAGGGAAUAAAGAUAGUAGAAGAUAAGAAUCUUAAGUAGAUGA